AUGAAAUUGCCAAUACCUCCUAUCCGGGCAUUGCGCCCGCUGCACGUGCCAUUUGCCACAUCAUCCUACCUCACAACGCCACAAUUUUAUUCAAGCACAGCUUCAAGUGGUCAUCGUGCUCCCCCGCUGGCUGGCAUUACCGUUGUGAGCUUGGAACAAGCUAUUGCCGCCCCCUUUUGUACACGGCAGUUAGCCGAUCUUGGAGCUCGCGUCAUCAAAGUCGAACGACCAGGUGUCGGGGAUUUUGCUCGUCAAUAUGAUGAUCGUGUCAACGGGAUGUCUUCACAUUUUGUGUGGACAAACCGGUCGAAAGAGAGUUUGGCCCUUGACCUAAAGGACAAGGAAGAUCACGCCGUUUUGAUGAAGCUUUUAGAGCGGGCGGAUGUCCUCGUUCAAAAUUUGGCCCCAGGUGCUAGUGCCCGCUUAGGACUAUCGCAUGAUGCACUCAAGGACAAGCAUCCCUCUUUGAUCGUCUGCGAUAUUUCUGGAUAUGGCCAGGAUGGCCCCUACCGCGAUAAGAAGGCUUAUGAUCUUCUCAUUCAAAGCGAAGCAGGACUGUUAUCUAUUACUGGCACCGCUAGUAAGGAGCCUGUAAAAGUGGCUAUUUCUAUCGCUGAUAUUGCCGCUGGCAUGUACGCAUACACCAAUAUUCUUUCGGCACUCCUGCAGCGUGGAAAAGAUGGCCAAGGCUGUCGUAUCGAUAUCUCUAUGCUAGAGAGCAUGGUCGAGUGGAUGAACUUCCCCCUCUACUAUGCAUUUAAUGGUGCCCCUGGUCCAGUGCCGUCAGGAGCGUCCCAUGCUUCUAUCUAUCCAUACGGCCCAUUUGAAGCUAGUGACGGCCAGGUCAUGCUAGGAAUCCAGAAUGAAAGAGAAUGGACUAAGUUCUGCACUGAUGUCUUACAACAACCCGAUCUGGCUUCAGACUCUCGAUUCUCAAGCAACAAACUCAGGACCAGGAACCGAGAUGCCUUGAAAACUAUAAUCUGCGAUGUUUUCUCCCAGUUAACGGCUUCGGAGACUAUCACACGUCUAGAAGCGGCUUCGAUUGCGAACGCCAACUUAAACGAUAUGCAAGGUGUCUGGAAACACGCACAGCUUCAAGCUCGUGAUCGUUGGGUUGACAUUCAAACUCCUGUUGGCACUGUUCCGGCACUUCUUCCACCAGGCUCGUCAAAGUCAGUGAAGCAGGGCGGUUAUGGAGCUCAAAUGGGUUGUGUUCCAAAAGUUGGCGAACAUAACAGGGCAAUCCUGGCGGAGUUGGGGUUGGCGGAAUAA
Penicillium subrubescens is the source of this 1275-nucleotide messenger RNA. RefSeq names its product CaiB/BaiF CoA transferase family protein. Bases 1 to 1275 code for a protein of 424 amino acids. NCBI's taxonomy places the organism in Eukaryota, Fungi, Ascomycota, Eurotiomycetes, Eurotiales, Aspergillaceae. The transcript has a single exon. Gene Ontology annotation, molecular function: catalytic activity. The record is from RefSeq and is a predicted model, not a curated record.